UGAAAGUCGGUCAUGCCUGCUGUGUGGGUGUGGAUGCUCUUGGCGGUCAUGAGUCUGACACUCGGCCAGUCCAUUAGUGAUAAUGUAGAUAAUGAGGCAACCAAUCCCAGAACUCAGCCGAAAACACAAAAAACAUCAUGUAAAAAGUGCUAUCCAUAUCUGUAUCCAAAGAAGAAGUACUAUGUCGUGCCGAAGAGAUCGGGUGAAAAAAAGCGCCAUAAUGUUGUAUUUCUACUGGAAGAUCGCAAAACGGGAAGACCCAUCAAAGUGGCCUUUAGGCAUGGUCUUAAAAAUAAAAGAAACGUUCGUGUUUUGAAGGGUUUCAAUAACUCCAAUGACCCAUGUCGAUUGAAGACAGGCAGAUGUGUAUAUCGGCUUUUUAAUCGGAAAACUUUUCGCACGUACAGAGUGGACUUCCAGAAGGGGUUUAAGAAUAAAAAGCGAGUUUCUGUAUUAAAGCUAAUUCCAUGAGAUACCAAUACUGCAAUAAAUUAAAUUAAAUUCAA
Drosophila takahashii is the source of this 506-nucleotide messenger RNA. RefSeq lists its product as uncharacterized. The record is from RefSeq and is a predicted model, not a curated record. NCBI's taxonomy places the organism in Eukaryota, Metazoa, Arthropoda, Insecta, Diptera, Drosophilidae.